Messenger RNA from Symbiodinium necroappetens, 237 nucleotides. The record is from the annotation of a GenBank genome assembly. Lineage: Eukaryota; Dinophyceae; Suessiales; Symbiodiniaceae.
GCCAAGGUCGUCGAGCUUGGGGACGCCGUCGAAGAAACGAAUCUGGCCGUCGUCCGGACCGGCGCUCCAAUGAGCACCGGAGAUCCCACGUACCAGGCGGAAAUCCUGGUGCCGCAGGGCGGCACACAAGCGGUGAACCACUCUGGCCGACCCCGUGUCAUGUGCAUUCGCGGACCUACUCGACCUUCGAAGGACCAGGCAUUGACUGAUGCCGCGCGGCUCACUGAGGCGGCGAAG